Linum trigynum is the source of this 4915-nucleotide messenger RNA. The record is from the annotation of a GenBank genome assembly. NCBI's taxonomy places the organism in Eukaryota, Viridiplantae, Streptophyta, Magnoliopsida, Malpighiales, Linaceae.
CGCCAUUACACGAGGCCAUUGCAAGAAACCCUGUAUACGAAAUACCAAGGAUUAAACUACCGUACCGUAUUGGCAGUUCAACCUGAAAAACCUCUUAUCGGCAGGGCCGGCCAAGAGGGUGUGCUGGCCCGCCCUCCGGCACAGGGCCUCAGAAUAUUAGGGGCCUCUACUUAGAUUCGUUAGUUAUCGAUCGUAUAUUGUAGGUUGUAUUUUUAGUGUAUGAUUGAUUGAUUAUGAGUAUGAAUGUAUGAUGAUGUGUUUAAUAGAUAAUUUUAGCUAUAAUAACAAUUGAAAAGGAUCUCAUGGAGACUACGAAAAUCUGAAAAAUAAUAGAUAAUUUUAAUUUAAACAAUAUAGAAAGAUAUUACAUUUUGAAUAAUGUUAUUAUAAUCAUUUUAGUUUUAUUAUAGUUAAAGGUCGAUUUGGACCACGUCUAGAUUUUGAAAUAGGGCCUCCACGAUCUAGUAGACAACCCUGCACCCACCUCUCGAUCAAUUUAGACUAUUUUCAUUUCUCCAUUCAAUUUUUGCGCUAUAUCAAUUUUCUCUUCCUUCCAGAUUUACUUUCCUCCCUACUAGGGAUGGGAAUUCGGUCUUGGUUUCUUGAUCAAACUGGAAACGAGAUCGUUUAUUCCUGAUGUAAUCUUUUUCUGAACUUAAGUAUUUUUUUACAAUUAUUUACUAAUUUUUAAUUUUGAUAAAUUUAUGGGGAAAAAAUUAGGGCCACAUUUUAAAUUUUCGAACAGGGCCUCCAAAUAUUAUGGGACGGCCCUGCUUAUCGGAAGCAAAAUCGGUAGACGGUAUUUAUCGUUUUAGUUGAAUCAUGAUUAAACCACGGUUUUAUCAUAAAAUAUCCUACCACUGACUUUUCCGGUAUGACCCAUACCUCCGGUACAGUUUCAAUCCUUGCGAAAUACUAAUAACCGUUACUACUCUACUAGUGGUCAACAAUCAGAGUACGUAACUCUCUCAACAAGAUAUGGUCAUUGUUUGUGGUCGAUCGACGUUUGGCAGAUGGUCGUUAUUAUUGUUGUGCGUGCCAAUUAUUGAAGUAAAGACAUGGAGCUGCCUGCUCUGCUGGUCACUCACACUUUCAUUAAUCUCGACCCACUUUCCUGGGGACCUCAAUCGUAUGGUUCUAAAGUUAGAAUUUUGUGUAAAAAUUCGAAUCCAUACAAAAUGAGCAAUUCAAAUUGUCUUGACCAAUUAUUUAUACGUCGAACCAACAAUAUCGUGAAUUCUGGACGGACGUAUGCUAAUCGCUACUACUUAAUAAGUGGUCGAAAAUCGGAGUUGCUCGCUCCACAAAAUCCUCACUCUUUGUGGUCGACGUUUAAUUUGCCAGAUGGUUGUCAACUUGUGAGUGUGCGCGGCAGGUUGUCCAAUAAAUUCUUGGACGGACGGACGGACGGACGGAAUUUGAAGUUGGAAUAAUUGUUAACGUGACAGAACCAUUUUGGUAGGGAAGAAGUGAUAUUUACAUAACGCUUGUCGCUCUCCUGUACGUCUAUAUAUACACCACCCGCUGCUCUAUUAAAUCUCAGUCGGUAGGUAUUAGUAUAGGUAGAUACAGCAAAGGCCAAACCGCUUUCAUUUCACAUCCUUCACAAACCACAAUCAUGGGUACGGAGGUCGUUGCAGCGCCAGUCGCCGCCGCCGAAGUCAUUCCACCCGGCGGCACCGUUUGUCACGCCGUGCUUUUCCCGUUCAUGUCAAAAGGCCACACAAUCCCCAUCCUUCACCUCGCCCGUCUCCUCCUCCGCCGCCAAAUCACCCUGACCAUCUUCACCACCCCCGCCAACCGCCCCUUCAUCACCGCUUCACUCCCCACCGGCGCCGCCGCUUCCAUCGUCGAGCUCCCCUUCCCACAAGACAUCCCGGAAAUCCCCGCCGGCGUCGAGAGCACCGACAAGCUCCCUUCCGUCGACUCCCACUUCCCCCACUUCGCCCUCGCCACGGAGCGCAUCCGUCCCGACUUCGAAUUGGCGUUGGAAAAUCUCCGGCCGCGGCCGAGCUUCAUGGUCUCCGACGGCUUCCUCUGGUGGACCCAGGACUCCGCCGAGAAGUUCGGGAUCCCGCGGCUGGUCUUCUACGGGAUGUCGAAUCACUCCGGCUGCGUGUCUAGAGCCGUGGCCGUCGACCGGCUCCUGUUCGGCCCCGAGUCCGACGACGAGUUGAUCCCCGUGACUCAGUUCUCGCGAGUCAAAGUUUGCAAGAGCGACUUCGACGACUGGGCCCGAUCGCCCGACCCGAAGGGUCCCCACUUCGAUUUCGUUAUGAAAUCCGUUGUCGCUUCCUCGCGAAGCUACGGUUCCGUGAUGAAUAGCUUCUACGAGUUCGAACCGGUUUUCGUGGAUCAUCUAAACGGUCUCGGGACACAGAAGUACUACUCCGUGGGCCCUCUUUGCCUUGCUGACGUGGACGACGACAACUGCGGGAAAGAGGCCGUAUUAGCCGCUGAGUCGAAGCCGGCUUGGAUUCGAUGGCUGGACGAGAAGCUGGUUGAAGGUAGGUCGGUGUUGUACGUGGCGUUUGGGUCCCAAGCGGAGAUAUCGGAGGAACAAUUGGAGGAGAUAGCGUGUGGGUUGGAAGAGUCCGAAGUGGAUUUCUUGUGGGUGAUAAGAAAGGGAGGCGGUGGGUUGGAGGAGCGAGUGAAGGGGAGAGGGAUGGUAGUGGGAGAAUGGGUGGACCAGAGGGGGAUACUGGGCCACGCCAGCGUGCAAGGGUUUUUGAGUCAUUGUGGUUGGAAUUCAGUGAUGGAGAGUGUCUGCGCUGGAGUGCCGAUGUUGGCGUGGCCGAUGAUGGCGGAGCAGCCGUUGAACGCGAGGAUGGUGGCGGAGGAGGUGAAGGUGGGGAUCAGAGUGGAAGGUUCGGGGAGAACGGGGUUUGUCCAGCGCGGAGCUUUAGAGAAGGUGGUGAGGGAGUUGAUGAACGGUGUGGAGGGAAUGGAAGUGAGAAGGAACGCGAAGGCGUACGCAGAGAAGGCUAGGAAAGCUAUGGAGGAAGGGAGCGGCUCGUCGUGGAAAACAUUGAACUUGUUAAUUCACGACUUGUGCAGCAAGACAAAAACUGAAUACUAGUAACUAUUUUGCUUAUUGUUUAAUUUCCACCGUCAAAUUAGCAACUCUCAUAAAUAAAUGAGCUUUCAUGAGCCCUCAUUGUGUUGGUCCAAUUUUAAUCCCAACCGGGGAUUGGAUAGAAAAGAAUAUGUUCAUUAUUUUCUUUUGGUUUAUGUACAUAUCAUAAAUAUUAAAAAAAUAGAAAAGAAUAAUAAGGUAAUUUUGUAUUUUAAAUUUUAAAUCUUAAACCCUUAGAUCCAUGAUCCAUAAUCUUUUGGUUUGUGUACAUAUCAACAAACAAAGAAUUGUUUUAAAUCUAUAAUCUUUCAAAGUCUUAAUAAAUUUUCAGAUUUUUAAAUCACAAAUCUUCAUUUUUACAUCCAUGAAGCAAAUAAUGAUGCCUUACUUGGUCGCUCACUAAGUCACUAGUUGUUUUAUUUUCCUUCUUUCUAUCAAGCCCAUGUUUAGUUAUACUUUGCACAUUAAACGUAUCACCAUUUUUAGUAGCCAUCUUCAUCAUAAUCAAGAAGUCUAGCCGGCCAAAGCACAAACAUAGUACCAGUGGCGGAACCAGGAUUUCAAAGUACAUGUGUCAUCUUUCUAUAAUAUAAAUAAUUAUUUAAUGAAUAUAAUUAAAAUUUAUAAUAUAUAAAUAAUUAUAAUGAAGAAAAAUUAGACUAGCACAGUCAUUAUUUUCAUAAGAAACCACGACGUAUUUUCACAUUCUCAAUGUAUCAAACUAAACAAUUAUUAGCAAAUUGGUCGUAAUUCAAUUUUGAAACUUAUUUUUAAUAUUGCGCAAAGCUGAAAAUGUUCUUUCUACACUUGCAGUAGCAACAGGUAGAGUCAAAAAUAACUUCUAGUUUAUGAUAUUUUCAUUUCAACAAUAGAAUCGGUACGAAACUAUAAAUCAUAUAAUUUUAACUGAUUAAUAGUAAAAAUAACCCAUGGAACAAUGUUAGUUAACGUUUUAGGUUCUAUAAACUAUUUUGCCGAGUAAUUCUCCCUAUAAAUCAGCAACUCGUAUAAAUAAUGAGCUUUUAUGAUAUGGAAAGAGGGUCCCACCAAAGUGACGUCCACAACCACGAAUGUGAACUCGAAAUCAUACUUUGAUACCAUUUAUUGAGGCCAAAUGGUUCAAUUAGUACAAUAUUUUUCUGGUUUCAGCCAAACCCACAAGAAUUUCUUUUGAAUUUCUUUGGCCAAUAUUCCUCACACUUAUGAGUUUAAUAGACACUAAUAUAUAUGAAUAUCUUCCCUUAUUUUUUUUAUAGCACCCUAACACAAUCCAAUCGAUUUUUAUAUUUGAUCUUCUCGAGAUGUCUUCCAUUUUUCCUGGUCAAAGAUAGCUUCUACAUUAAUGAAACAAAAUGGUACUUCAAAAUGUCCACCAUAUACUCAUAUAGAAUAGCAAUCCGAGCGGAGCAACCCAUGGGCAUUGGCCACAGCCAAGAAGCUCAACUCGCCAAGUAGCUAGAACGUAACCUCUCAGUCGGAUCUCACAAUGCAACGGGAUUCCAUAUUCUUAACCUAGUAUAUAUAUAUGGUUGGUUCCAUCUUCCAAGAGAAUAGAGAGUUUUUGUCACACCCACCAUUUUUUUUUCUAGUGUAGAAUCUUCAUCAUGAUCAAGAAGACCAGUCAAAGAACAAACAUAGUACUGAUCAUAAGCUUAGUUUGGCCGCGGUAGUUUUUGCAGAAGCAGCUUCUGGCUGGAGCUUUUAGAUAAGUACUUUUCGAAAAAAGCAGUUGAGUGUUUGGCUGUAAAACUAUUAGAAGUGCUUUUUAAUAUGAAAGAUUGUGUAAAAUGACUAUAAAGGACUUAUAAUAUAAAAUAUGAAUAAAAAUUCUAAACGAUA